This is a messenger RNA of Drosophila sechellia, 4433 nucleotides long. RefSeq names its product dentin sialophosphoprotein. The record is from RefSeq and is a predicted model, not a curated record. The transcript has a single exon. NCBI's taxonomy places the organism in Eukaryota, Metazoa, Arthropoda, Insecta, Diptera, Drosophilidae.
UGACAGUUGAAAGUUGACAUUUGGUGCACGCUCCUUGGAGUCAUUUCAUUUCAACAAAGUCGUUCACCACGUAACAGCGUCACAGCGGAUAAAAUUUUUUUAUUUUCCCGUGUAAUUCUUCCCAAGUCAGCCGAAUUAGUGUCACCAUUCCCAUUGCCAUAUCGGGAAGAUAACCACGAAUUUCAGCAUGAAAGUGCUUGGCGACAAGAACCGUGUCAUCUCCGAUCGAGGGGGCAGCGUUACCACCCAGAAGCAAGGGAAGCGCCCCGCGCCUUAUCCAAUGAGCCGUAAUUCCAAUAAUUGGGGUGAGCUGGAGGAGGUGGAUGUGGAAAAUUUGCUAGGCCAGCGUUAUCAAGGCAGCACAUUCGGUGCCCAGGACUUCGCUGUCAAUAGCAAAGAAGAUGGGAAGAUGAUUCCAGGCUCGGACAGCAGUGAUACCAAGAAUGAUGACAGUCCCAGCAUUCCAAGCACAUUGGAGAAUGUCAUCUCCGAUCGAGGGGGCGGCGUGACCACCAAGACGCCUGGGGAGCGCCCCACGCCGGAUCCAAUGAGCCGUAAUUCCAAUAAUAGCAGUGUGCUGGAGGAAGUGGAUGUGGACAAUUUGCUAGGCCAGCGUCAUCAAGGCAGCACAUUCGGUGCACAGGACUUCGCUGUCAACAGCAAAGAAGAUGGGAAGAUGAUUCCAGGCUCGGACAGCAGUGAUAGCAUGGAUGAUGACAGUCUCAGCAUAAUAAGCAUAUUGGAAGUUGUCAUCUCCGAUCGAGAGGACGACGUGACCACCAAGAAGCCUGAGGAGCGCCCCACGCCGGAUCCAAUGAGCCGUAAUUCCAAUAAUAGCAGUGUGCUGGAGGAAGUGGAUGUGGACAAUUUGCUAGGCCAGCGUCAUCAAGGCAGCACAUUCGGUGCCCAGGACUUCGCUGUCAACAGCAAAGAAGAUGGGAAGAUGAUUCCAGGCUCGGACAGCAGUGAUAGCAUGGAUGAUGACAGUCUCAGCAUAAUAAGCAUAUUGGAAGUUGUCAUCUCCGAUCGAGAGGACGACGUGACCACCAAGAAGCCUGAGGAGCGCCCCACGCCGGAUCCAAUGAGCCGUAAUUCCAAUAAUAGCAGUGUGCUGGAGGAAGUGGAUGUGGACAAUUUGCUAGGCCAGCGUCAUCAAGGCAGCACAUUCGGUGCCCAGGACUUCGCUGUCAACAGCAAAGAAGAUGGGAAGAUGAUUCCAGGCUCGGACAGCAGUGAUAGCAUGGAUGAUGACAGUCUCAGCAUAAUAAGCAUAUUGGAAGUUGUCAUCUCCGAUCGAGAGGACGACGUGACCACCAAGAAGCCUGAGGAGCGCCCCACGCCGGAUCCAAUGAGCCGUAAUUCCAAUAAUAGCAGUGUGCUGGAGGAAGUGGAUGUGGACAAUUUGCUAGGCCAGCGUCAUCAAGGCAGCACAUUCGGUGCCCAGGACUUCGCUGUCAACAGCAAAGAAGAUGGGAAGAUGAUUCCAGGCUCGGACAGCAGUGAUAGCAUGGAUGAUGACAGUCUCAGCAUAAUAAGCAUAUUGGAAGUUGUCAUCUCCGAUCGAGAGGACGACGUGACCACCAAGAAGCCUGGGGAGCGCCCCACGCCGGAUCCAAUGAGCCGUAAUUCCAAUAAUAGUGUGCUGGAGGAAGUGGAUGUGGACAAUUUGCUAGGCCAGCGUCAUCAAGGCAGCACAUUCGGUGCCCAGGACUUCGCUGUCAAUAGCAACGAAGACGGAGAGAUGAUUCCAGGCUCGGACAGCAGUGAUAGCAUGGAUGAUGGCAGUCUCAGCAUAAUAAGCAUAUUGGAAGUUGUCAUCUCCGAUCGAGAGGACGACGUGACCACCAAGAAGCCUGGGGAGCGCCCCACGCCGGAUCCAAUGAGCCGUAAUUCCAAUAAUAGUGUGCUGGAGGAAGUGGAUGUGGACAAUUUGCUAGGCCAGCGUCAUCAAGGCAGCACAUUUGGUGCCCAGGACUUCGCUGUCAAUAGCAACGAAGAUGAAAUGAUGAUUCCAGGCUGGGACAGCUGUUAUACCAGCGAUGAUGACAGUCCCUGCAUUCCAAGCACAUUGGAGAAUGUCAUCUCCGAUCGAGAGGACGACGUGACCACCAAGAAGCCUGGGGAGCGCCCCACGCCGGAUCCAAUGAGCCGUAAUUCCAAUAAUAGCAGUGUGCUGGAGGAAGUGGAUGUGGACAAUUUGCUAGGCCAGCGUCAUCAAGGCAGCACAUUCGGUGCCCAGGACUUCACUGUCAAUAGCAACGAAGAUGGGAAGAUGAUUCCAGGCAAGGACAGCAGUGAUACCAGCGAGGAUUAUAGUUCUUUCGAAGAUGAAAUAAUGAGUCCAGGCUCGGAGAGCAGUGAUACCAGCGAGGAUUAUAGUUCUUUCGAAGAUGAAAUAAUGAGUCCAGGCUCGGACAGUAGUGAUACUAGCGAGGAUUAUAGAUCUUUCGAAGAUGAAAUAAUGAGUCCAGGCUCGGAGAGCAGUGAUACCAGCGAGGAUUAUAGUUCUUUCGAAGAUGAAAUAAUGAGUCCAGGCUCGGACAGUAGUGAUACUAGCGAGGAUUAUAGAUCUUUCGAAGAUGAAAUAAUGAGUCCAGGCUCGGAGAGCAGUGAUACCAGCGAGGAUUAUAGUUCUUUCGAAGAUGAAAUAAUGAGUCCAGGCUCGGACAGUAGUGAUACUAGCGAGGAUUAUAGAUCUUUCGAAGAUGAAAUAAUGAGUCCAGGCUCGGAGAGCAGUGAUACCAGCGAGGAUUAUAGUUCUUUCGAAGAUGAAAUAAUGAGUCCAGGCUCGGACAGUAGUGAUACUAGCGAGGAUUAUAGAUCUUUCGAAGAUGAAAUAAUGAGUCCAGGCUCGGAGAGCAGUGAUACCAGCGAGGAUUAUAGUUCUUUCGAAGAUGAAAUAAUGAGUCCAGGCUCGGACAGUAGUGAUACUAGCGAGGAUUAUAGAUCUUUCGAAGAUGAAAUAAUGAGUCCAGGCUCGGAGAGCAGUGAUACCAGCGAGGAUUAUAGUUCUUUCGAAGAUGAAAUAAUGAGUCCAGGCUCGGACAGUAGUGAUACUAGCGAGGAUUAUAGAUCUUUCGAAGAUGAAAUAAUGAGUCCAGGCUCGGAGAGCAGUGAUACCAGCGAGGAUUAUAGUUCUUUCGAAGAUGAAAUAAUGAGUCCAGGCUCGGACAGUAGUGAUACUAGCGAGGAUUAUAGAUCUUUCGAAGAUGAAAUAAUGAGUCCAGGCUCGGAGAGCAGUGAUACCAGCGAGGAUUAUAGUUCUUUCGAAGAUGAAAUAAUGAGUCCAGGCUCGGACAGUAGUGAUACUAGCGAGGAUUAUAGAUCUUUCGAAGAUGAAAUAAUGAGUCCAGGCUCGGAGAGCAGUGAUACCAAGAAUGAUGACAGUCCCAGCAUUCCAAGCACAUUGGAGAAUGUCAUCUCCGAUCGAGGGGGCGGCGUGACCACCAAGAAGCCUGAGGAGCGCCCCACGCCGGAUCCAAUGAGCCGUAAUUCCAAUAAUAGCAGUGUGCUGGAGGAAGUGGAUGUGGACAAUUUGCUAGGCCGGCGAUAUCAAGGCAGCACAUUCGGUGCUCAGGACUUCGCUGUCAAUAGCAACGAAGAUGAAAUGAUGAUUCCAGGCUUUAAAAGCAUUGAUACCAGCAAAAAAGAGAUAAUUAUUCCAAGGAAGAUCUCUUCCUUAAAACGUAACCAUGCCGAGGAUGUCGGUCCCUCUGAGAGCAAAGUGAUGAAGAAGCUGGACAUGGUAGAGGAGAUGGAAAGAAAGAAAAUGGAAAAGAAUAAGGAGAAAAUUGAAGAAUGGUGGAAGGUAUCAAAGAAGCUCCCUAAGAAAAAUAAGAAAGAUAAGAUAAAGCAAAACUUGCACAACCAGAAGAUGGCCACGGCGAAAAUGCAAGAGAAGAGGCCGGAGACGGAACUGGAAAAGAAAAUUGGGAAGAGGUUAACGAUAGCUAAGGAAAAAUUGAAGGCUCUAAAGAAGGCCAAGGCGAAAAUGGUAAAACAGGUGUUGAAAAAGCAGAAGAGUAUGAAAAGGAAACUGGCCCAACAGAAGUUAGAAGUUGAGAAAUUGGAAAGAGAGAAGAUAUUUAUAUCCAUUAAAGAGAGUAUGGUCAUUGCAAAUUGAAAGAGAAGACAUUCUGCCCCAAGAAGAUGGUGACGGAAAUGAACAUAUGUAUAAUGAGAUGUUUUAACGAAGGAAGCCGGAGGAAGGAAGCCGCAGAAAGAAGGUCAAGACACACACACAAGACACGGAUUUCUGGGUACACUAGGAUUGGGUCAUCUCCACAUUGUGCCAUUUAAAAUAAAAUAUUGUAAAUAUACUUCAGAUUGUCGUACAUAUUUACUCUCUUGUAGCCAAAAUCUUUAGUAUGUCACAUGUAUCAGCUAAAAACAUAUAUAAUUUUGGAAUAUAUACACCACGUUUUGAUUUUGAC